Molecule: messenger RNA, 2371 nt
Organism: Ruditapes philippinarum (Manila clam)
Lineage: Eukaryota; Metazoa; Mollusca; Bivalvia; Venerida; Veneridae
Product: ganglioside GM2 activator-like
Exons: 5
Coding region: 74-658 (194 amino acids)
Biological process (GO): ganglioside catabolic process; lipid transport
Cellular component (GO): cytoplasmic side of plasma membrane
Molecular function (GO): lipid carrier activity; enzyme activator activity
Source: RefSeq, a predicted model, not a curated record
AUAACCGGUUACUACAUACGUUUUAUACCCGUGUCAAUGAUCCACUUACUUCCUUGUCGCAAAACGAGAGAAUAUGGCUGUGAUUAUGAUAAAAUCUGUACUUUUGUUUGUCUUUAUCGCUGCAAGUUUAGUAACUGGGAAAAGAGUUUACAACAUGAAGAUGGGAAAGGAUCCUGAUAAAUUUUAUUGGGAGAAUUGUAAUAAAACUGUUACCCCUCUUGCAUUUAGAGUCCUUUCCUUGUCUCCAAACCCAAUAAAGUAUGGUCAGGACCUUUUGAUUACAGCUGAACUUGAUGUCACUAAAAUCAUUGGUACCACACAUUCUUUAAAGGCUGAGGUGACUGCAAAUUUAGUUGUUGGAGACCAGAAGUACUCCAUGUGUGACUAUAAACCAGAGUAUUGCCAUAUUCAGGAUGUGUGUAAGGCAAUAACUGACCUUAAGCUGCCAUGUCCAGCCAUUGUGAAGAAAAAAGGGAGCAAUUGUGAAUGUCCUUUAAAACCUAAUACUUACUCUGUGAAGCAGAUCAAGAUACCUGUACCAAAUCCAGGAGUGCAACUUGAAGGCCAUUAUCAGGUCCAAGUAAAUCUGUCAGAGAAAAAUGAGCAAGUUGGAUGUUUCUUUGUUAACUUUUGUCUUGGGUCAUGUUCAUCAGAUUAAAGGAGGCCUGGUAUACUUGAUUAGAUGAUUGAAUGCAUAAUACUUUCCAUUCUGAACAACAAAGCAAAAAAGAUAACAAAGAAAAAAGAAUUAUUCAGCAAAGUGAAAAUCUGAUUAAGAUAUGCAUACAUCAAAAUAGACAAUUCUAAAAAAAAGCACAUUCAAGUUAUGUUUAAAAUAUUUGAAUGGGAAAAAAUGUUUUGAUAAGAACUCUUACAUACAACUGUUUAUAUUUUAUUUUGUCAACUAUGAAUUUCAUUGUUAAGUUUAUUUCAGUCUCAUCAUUCAUUUACUGUAUAUAUGUCAUUAGUUAUUGCUGCAAACGUUUUAAAUUCAAAAAAGGGUUUUCAAUUUGUUUUAUUAUCAUUGAUUUUAGACCAUUCCAUUUCCACAAUAGAUGUGGAUAAUAUCACACUUUAUGUGAAUGAUAUUAAAUUGUAUGUGACUGAUCUCGCACAGUAUAUUAAAAAGUAUAUGACUGAUAUCAUACUGUGUGUGACUGAUGUCACACAGUAUGUGACUGAUAUCACACUGUAUGUGAAUGAUAUCACAAGGUAUGUGUCUGAUAUCACACUGUCAGUAAUUGAUAUCACACUGUAAUUGACUGAUAUCAUACUGUUUGUGACUGAUAUCACACUGUAUGUGAUUGAUAUCACACUGUGUGUGACUGAUAUCACACUGUCAGAGACUGUUAUCACACUGUCAGUAAUUUAUAUCACACUGUAAGUGACUGAUAUCAUACUGUUUGUGACUGAUAUCACACUGUAAGUGACUGAUAUCACACUGUAAGUGACUGAUAUCACACUGUAAGUGACUGAUGUCACACUGUAAGUGACUGAUAUCACACUGUAAGUGACUGAUAUCACACUGUAAGUGACUGAUGUCACACUGUAAGUGACUGAUAUCACACUGUAAGUGACUGAUAUCACACUGCAUGUGACUGAUAUCACAUUGUAUGUGACUGAUAUCACACUGUCAGUAACUGAUAUCACACUGUAUGGUAUCAUAUGUUGGUGAUAUUAUUUUGUAUAUAGAAAAUAGGACACUGUUUUUUUAACAUUCUUUUAUAUGCAGGCAUAAUGUGUUUUUGUUCUUUUUUUUAUUUUACUUCUGUAUAAUAAUCAGAUGGUGACAAGUAUUUUUAAAGUCUCUAAUAUCUCUUUUCUAUUUUCUCCUUGCUUUAAUUUAAUACUUUUUCAAACCUAAUUUUUAUUCCCAAAAUUUAUCUUAUCUGAAGAUGCAACACUUCCUUAACCAUACAAUUAUGUAUUCAUCACAUGUUUAUACACGUGUUUGUUCAUUUUUUAUACAAGGUGUUCUUUUACAUUUAGUUAUAUAAUAUAUGUUUUUCUUUUAUGUACUGAUAAGUUUUCUGAUUUAUUUGAUUUUUGGGGGUGUUUUUAGAAGGACAAAAUAUUUCUUUCCUAUGUACUAUUGUGAUCAAAUAUCUGUUUUUAUUGCAUUAUACUGGUAUGUUUUACCUUUUUACUGGUGUAUGUUUACAUUUCUAUGAGUUUUGUAAUGUGAUAUCUGUCAUAGAUAUCAUCUGGGUACUUCUUAAGUCCAUAUCAACCAUAGAUAUUUAAUAGCAAUAUGAAUAUAUUCGUGGUAAUGUUACUGUAUAAUUUUAGGUGUUGAAAAUAUCUGUUUUGCUUUCACAUAUUUCAUUUAGAUCUGUUUUGGGUUUUUUCAAAUAAAUUUUUCAUUUUCAUA